CUAAACAAUGCUGACAUCAAACUUUAAAACUGCAAUAUCAUUUUAUUGCAUUCACGUCUUUUUUGGAUAUGCCCUCACUGAAGAUUAUGAAAUACCUACAAUUGCAAGAUAUUUUGGUCCUAAAGGAAGGUAUGAAGAAGUCAAUCCCUAUUUACUGAGAGAUGCACUCGCUAUAAACAAAUCUAUGCUUCAUCCUCCGAGCUCUCAAUGUCGAGAAUUGCAUAUGACUGCAAUUAUAAGACAUGGAACCAGAUAUCCAACUACUAAGAAUAUUAAGGAGAUGCAUGGUCUUUACAACUUCAUCGUUAGCAACACCUCCAGUGAGAAGAGCAGGUUGCUAGAACAGUGGACCAUGUGGUACACAGAGGACAUGGACGGCAGGCUGGUGGAGAAAGGAGAGGAAGAACUGAAGCAUUUGGCCGUGAGACUGUCCAGACUUUUUCCCAAACUCUUAUCAGAGGAGAAGCUCAGAGGAGGACUCAUCAAGUUCAUCACCAGCUCCAAGCAUAGGUGUGUCAACAGCACCCUGGCCUUCAAGAGGGGACUGACUGAGCUCUGGGACAUCAAAGAUAUGGACUUUGAGCAUGAAGUAAACAAUGCCCUCAUGAGGUUUUUUGACCACUGUCCCAGGUUUGUACAGGAUGUGGAGAAGAACUCUACAGCUGUAGUGGAGCUGGAAAUGUUCAAGAACGGAGCAGAGAUGAGCAGAGUUCUGGAGAAAAUAGAAGACAAACUCAAUGUUACACACAGACGUAUAACUUAUGAUAUGGCUGAAGCUGCUUUUUUCUUAUGCGCUUAUGAGUUUGCCAUCAACAACAAGAACUCUCCCUGGUGUCAGCUCUUUGACGAGGAGGAUGCCAAGGUGAUGGAGUAUGUCAGUGAUUUGAGAGAAUACUGGAAAAGAGGCUACGGUCAUGACAUCAACUUUAAAUCCAGCUGUAUUUUGUUCCAUGACUUGUUCGAGCGACUGGAAAAGGCCACAACUCAGAUACUGUCUGGUGAGCCUGUGACUAAUACUGCCACCAUCCAAAUUGGUCAUGCAGAUACCCUCCUUCCGCUGCUCACACUCAUGGGCUUUUUUAAGGACAGUGAACCUCUCAAAUCUGAAAACUAUGCUCCUCAAACAAAACGUUCUUUCCGCACUAGCCACAUGCUACCGUACGCUGCUAACCUGGUCCUGGUGCUGUACGACUGUGGAGAAGGGGAGCUCAGACUGCAGCCGCUGCUCAAUGAAAAGACUGUGGUGUUUCCAGGUUUGAGUGACACCCAGAGCUCAAUGCCUCUGUAUGCAGAUGUGAAGGAGAGAUACAAGGAGCUGCUGCAGGGGUGUGACUUUGAGACAGAGUGUCAGCUUUUCCCAAGUUAACAUGAAGACUGUUAACAUGUGAUAAAGUAUUACUUCACAGUCAGUACAUUCAAUAAUAGAACAAGUUCAUACUGUUGUUUAAACUCAAAAUUUAAUUCUAACUAUAAUAGGCCUAGCUAUGCUUAAAGGUCCUAUAUUAUACAAAACCGACUCUUGUGAGCUUUAAGUCAUGUUAUAAUGUUGUUACCACCUCAAAAGCUUUCCUGGAGCUGUGUUUUGUUUCAUUCACACAUUGUUUGUGUAAUCCUUUAUUAUAAGUCUGUCGACAUUUCCAAAGCUGAAAAUGCUCUGUUCUACUUUGUGAUGUCAUAGUGGCAGUUUUCAGUUUAACAGCUACCUCUCACUUUUUGUUGGGGAAAGAUGGGCAGUUCCAGGGCUGACAUCGUCCAAAUGAUUCUAAUGCAGGUGUAUGUAGUUUAAAAACACAGUGGAGCCCUUCCAUAACAUCACAAGGUGGAACAGGGUGUUUUUAAUUUGAGGUAAGAACUCAGCCUAAAUAUGCAGGGUUUGUGUGUUGAACAUGUGUGCAUGAAAUAAAA
Messenger RNA from Boleophthalmus pectinirostris (great blue-spotted mudskipper), 1905 nucleotides. RefSeq names its product multiple inositol polyphosphate phosphatase 1-like. Gene Ontology annotation, molecular function: inositol phosphate phosphatase activity; acid phosphatase activity. The transcript is spliced from 5 exons. Bases 8 to 1366 code for a protein of 452 amino acids. Lineage: Eukaryota; Metazoa; Chordata; Actinopteri; Gobiiformes; Gobiidae. The record is from RefSeq and is a predicted model, not a curated record.